AUGAACUUGUACGUUUCACGACUUUCCCGCUCUUGGGGAACCUCGAUCUCGUCCUGUGAAACGUUGACAAAGGUGGCCGAAAAGAUAGUGCGAUCUAUCGAAUUCGAGGAAGAUGAUGAUUGGGACGUUACUGGGCUAGAUAACGCCGUUACUGAUAUUGUGCGCUUGCUGCUGGUCCUAGAAGCCCCUCGUCCUGGAAAAGCAACGCCACUUCUGUAG
Messenger RNA from Penicillium verrucosum, 219 nucleotides. RefSeq lists its product as uncharacterized. The record is from RefSeq and is a predicted model, not a curated record. Lineage: Eukaryota; Fungi; Ascomycota; Eurotiomycetes; Eurotiales; Aspergillaceae. The transcript has a single exon. Bases 1 to 219 code for a protein of 72 amino acids.